This is a messenger RNA of Phanerochaete carnosa HHB-10118-sp, 1089 nucleotides long. RefSeq lists its product as uncharacterized. The record is from RefSeq and is a predicted model, not a curated record. The transcript has 12 exons. NCBI's taxonomy places the organism in Eukaryota, Fungi, Basidiomycota, Agaricomycetes, Polyporales, Phanerochaetaceae. Bases 31 to 1014 code for a protein of 327 amino acids.
GCUCGCCUCCCUGUGCCCCCCAGACUUGCUAUGUCAGGACAAUACUCAGAACAGGCUCUUGCCCAAGCCUACUCGCAGUACCUCGUCCAGCAAGAUUGCUUUCUAGCCGUCUCAUGCCUCGUCUUUUACGAGUUCGUGAUCACCAUUGGUGACGAGAUCAACAUCGUCUGGAAGAGACCCGUCACUGUAUCUGCCGUGCUGCUUGGCUCGUUACGAUGGUGCAUGGUCCUCACGAUUAUCCUGCAACUUAUUCCAGAGACUCCGAAUGCUUGCGCACCGCUCAACAUUCUGGGCUAUGUUUUCCUUCUCAUUGGGUUUUUACAAACCGCAGUCUUCUCCGCUCUGCGCGUGUUUGCGAUUUGGAAUAGGAGCUACCUCUGGUCGCUCAUAGUGUUCGCAUUGAGCAUGGUAUCUUUCGUGAUGAACCUGAUAGACGCGGCGGUAACAAAGUACGUUAUCCUCGAGGAACCAAUUUGGGGCGCGGUAUGCGCCUCAGAGUAUCCAUUCUCUGUACGGACUACAAACAUACUUAUUUACAGCACCCGUGGCUCAGUCAUCCUUGCUGACACGAUCGUGCUCGUCCUGACUUGGAUAAAGACAUUCAGGCAUUGGAGGAAUGCCCGCCGUGUCAACCUUGGAGUGUCGCUGACGACGUGUUUGCUGCGUGACGGUCAAGCCCUGCUAGCAAUUAAUAUAGCCGAGCUGGUAACCUUCGACCCCGCUACGGACACGUCUCCCGUUGGCGCAUUCAUUACGUCGCUGCCCCUCGUACUCAUCAACCGUUUCAUGAUCAACCUACGGACGGUCGACUCGGAAAUGUCGGACGACUCUACGUACACUACUGAUCGGCAGCAAGAAUCUUCGACAGUGCAGUUCAGAAGGUCGACGAACCGGUUGGGCAACAUUGGAGGGGCGCUUCUGAGCGGGUUGGAUGAUGAUGAGUCUUCGGACCAAGAGGACAUGUUCAACGCAGCAGACGAGGUGGAGGGUUAUGAUACUGGUUUAGAGAUGUGAACCAAUGCAAGAGAUCAUACUAGAGUAUCCUUUUUCACCAAGUGAACAAUUACAUAUGCUAUCUGCGCGAUCGGG